UGUUUACGCGUCGGUUUCUGUGGCAACCAAAUGUAAAUAAACAAUCGUCGUGUCAAAGUCAUGAAUGUUUCCCCAGGAAUAAAGUCUACUAUUCACCUGAUUAUAUUCGAAGCUUUCAGUUGCAAGGUAUACGUUCACUGGUAUGGUUGGUUUCCAAAAAUGUAUUGUUCAAGUGUUUCUGUUAGACUUUCGCGUGAAGGUUUAUUAUCAUUAAGCUACACCAUUCAUUCGAGUAUUCGUAUACUGAAUUAAAUAAUCUUUGUAAACUGCGCUUUUAAAAUAGAAUAAAGUGCGAUUUUCAUCCUGCAUCCAAUAUUAUUCUCUACCCAUACCUUCUGGAAACACGAAAAUUUGUGCAUGGUAAACAUGACAACGCGUUUGAUACCAUGACAUCACUGUUUGUUUACAUGCGACUAUUUCCUCAACGGUACUGAAAGAAAUGAAAUGAUACUUGACACUCCAUAUCUACGUUAAUUCUUACGAAUUGAAGGUGCUCUUUUCCAAGUCGGCUAUUUGUAUUGAUUUAUUAUUAUUAUUAUUUUUUUUUUCAGUUUCCAGUCACAUACAAAGAUAGACUAAGUUAAAGGAAUCAAAUAUCAAACAGUCAGCAUAUUAUACAUUAGAGAAUACCACGGACGGGGUGGUUAUUUUUACUGUGUCUUUCAUGCCGGACUUGAGGUUGAAUUUCAGGUGCAACAGUAUCUCCAUACUCUAGCUGCUGAUACACAGACUUGGACCAAAUAUAUCAUAGUAAAAAUAUUGAAUAAGAUUUCCAGAAACCGAUUCCCUUAUUUCUAAUAUAAGCUGAACUCUCUUUCACUUCUUUGGAAUGAUCUUUCGUUUGAAGACAUUUGUUUUCAAAUGUCACGGGAAGAAUACUAUGGAGUAUGAACAGAAUUGAAUGAUAUAUCUCAGUAAAUAGUUAGUGCAAACUUGAUGUUUAGUUUGGAGGUUGCUUUCAUAUCCAUAAUGCGUUGUUUAUAGGCAAUUCCAGAUGAUAUCAAAAGUGAAAAGCCAUUGAUAUUCGACCAAGCAAACCCCAUCGGGUACGUUGAAAGUCGACAAAGCGGUCAAAUACCACUUGCCAGAUGAACUCACAUUCGAGUCUACGCUGUUGCUAGUAACAAUGGACAUCACUAGAUGCUGUUGUAGGUGCUUUUGAAGAAAAGCUGCUAAUGGAUAAAGAUUCAGUCGAAGAAGCAUCAGUAAAUGAGGCUACUUGCUUGUUCCCAAGAUGACGAAGUGAAUGAUGGUUGCAUAGAACUUCGAAUUAGGAAUAGAUGAAGGACUCUCAUAAGAAGAGAUUUUGGGAAUAGUCUGUAAAAGGAAAAGAGGUAUUCGACUUUCGGUGAUUCCAUCCAGCUGCUAAUCGAAUUCCAACUAUCUGGAUGUCACUGUGGGCCAAUCAUUAUCAGAUUAUGGAUUAUAUGGACUAGAAGUAGAGAUUUCUGAAAACCAAAUACCAGAUAUUGAAGUAAAAGACGAGACGUUUGAUGUACCGGAUGAGUCUUAUGCAGAGUUGCUCUUAACAGCCAAUGCUUUGCCUUUUGAGGAAACGCUUAGAGGGAUAAUUGACAGAGCCAGCUAUGUUCCCAGACGGAUACUUAACGGUAAUUCAUCAUACUUUUUGACUCUGACGCAUUUUUCAUAAAAUGUCAUCCAUCGGCUUUCUGUUACCGCUCGGAAACACACAUCUUUUUUACCAUUCCAUUGGGAAAACCAUGCGAAUGUAAAUUAUUAGUUUUUGAUUAUCCGUUUCGGCGCAAAGUCUCCGUAACGCUUUUCAAAGGACGGAUGGAUUCAACUUUUUAUCUGAACCACUGGGAUCAUAGUCUGUUGCUUGGUAUGUAAAAUAUGUAAACCUUUCAGUUCAUUAAACUUCUUAGUGAAUAAAUGAACCAAACGUCUUUAUAGGGAUAUUUUUCCUUGCUAUGUGAAGUAAAGCAUGUUUACAUUGCCCCUUCAUCCUUUAUGUUCAGUAUUUCCACUGAAAUAUCAUGUCAUACUUUAUCUUCCGUAGAUUCCAGUCUUAUAUUGUUAUUAAACUCUGAUGUCAAUCCCCUUUCAGUUGGAUACUGCUUUAGCUCAGAUUCCCGAAAGGAAAACUGCUGUCUUGGGAUACGUAUACAUUUAGCAAUUUGUUCAUAUAACCUUUAUUUUAUUCUUCGGCAAGCCGUAAUUCACUUAGACUCGGGUAUUGACACAAACGAAUGGCACUAGAAAAUUAUAAAAGGCGUUCGUUUCAUCGCUUUUCAAUUAAGGUCCAAGCGAACGUAUACAGUAAAGUUACUUCUUCUUUUUAAUUACUCUUCCUCAUUAUGUCAAAUAACAAAAUCACUUUCCUCACCAAUUGGGAAGCUACUCCUUACCACUUGCCCAUUUUUUUGGCCCAAAGUAAUGGCUAUUUUAAACAAGAGGGCAUCGAAGUUGCUAUCUUAGAGCCCACUGAUCCGUCCGACGUUACUGCUUUAAUCGGCUCUGGUAAAGUGGACAUGGGCCUCAAAGCCAUGAUUCAUACACUGGCUGCAAAAGCUCGUGGAUAUCCUGUGACAAGUUUUGGCUCUUUACUUAACGAGCCCUUCACCGGUUUAAUUACCUUAAAAGGAAACGGCAUAAACGCUUUCAAGGAUAUUAAAGGCAAGCGUAUUGGUUAUGUUGGUGAAUUUGGGAAGAUCCAAUUAGACGACUUGUGUAGCAAAUUUGGACUUUCUCCCACAGAUUACACAGCUGUUCGUUGCGGUAUGAACAUUGCUCCUGCCAUCAUCAGUGGUGAAGUUGAUGGCGGUAUUGGCAUUGAGUGUAUGCAACAAGUACAGCUCGAGAGAUGGUGUAUUUCUCAAGGACGUCCUCGCUCUGAUGUUCAAAUGCUCCGCAUUGAUCGACUCGCUGAAUUGGGUUGCUGUUGUUUCUGCUCGAUCCUCUAUAUUGCCCACGAUGACUUCAUUGCAAAGAAUCCGGAUAAAAUCGUUUCCUUCUUGCGAGCUAUUCGUUCUGCUACACUUUCCAUGCUCGAAGACCCUGUUCAGGCUUAUAAGGAAUUUACGCACUUCAAGCCUGAUAUGGGUCUUGAGCUGCACCGUGAGCAGUUCGAGCGUUGCUUUGCCUAUUUCUCUCGCGACAUUUCCAAUGUUCCAAGAGACUGGAACAAAGUUACCAACUACUCGAAGCGUCUUGGAAUCGUCCCCCAAGACUUUGAACCAAAUUGUACUAAUAGCUAUUUGGCAUGGGAGUUGGAUCCUGAUGAGAAGGAUCCCAUGGGCAAACAAGAAGCUAUUGCUGAAAUUCAAGACGAAAUCAAGGUAAAGGGAGGAGUUUUUAGUGGAAAUACCCUUCGGUACGUCGAACCUGCCAAUUUGUAAGUCUACAAUUCUGAACCCAUUAGGUUGUUUAGUAUUUCUUAAUGAAUUAUAUCUAUCCCA
Schizosaccharomyces cryophilus OY26 is the source of this 3419-nucleotide messenger RNA. Its product is annotated as no message in thiamine Nmt1. Gene Ontology annotation, biological process: thiamine biosynthetic process. NCBI's taxonomy places the organism in Eukaryota, Fungi, Ascomycota, Schizosaccharomycetes, Schizosaccharomycetales, Schizosaccharomycetaceae. Bases 2319 to 3359 code for a protein of 346 amino acids. The record is from RefSeq and is a predicted model, not a curated record. The transcript has a single exon.